Molecule: messenger RNA, 273 nt
Organism: Botrytis fragariae
Lineage: Eukaryota; Fungi; Ascomycota; Leotiomycetes; Helotiales; Sclerotiniaceae
Exons: 2
Coding region: 1-273 (90 amino acids)
Source: RefSeq, a predicted model, not a curated record
AUGAAUGCGUAUCACAAUAAUCCCCCAAAUACGAUGCAGCUGGGAGAGAGGUCUAAGAAUUGCCCGAUCUUCCUCGGUGUCGGUGUCGGAGGAUACGAGGAAGUAUGGUAUGAGUACUGCCGCAAAAGCAAAGAAACCCCCGGCCGACAAGAAAAGUGUCCAUGGAUUUUCCACAGAGGGCCAGAUCGGAUGGCUUCAUGUUCAUCAAUGCGGACCAGCGGUACUAUAGACGCACUGUGGACCCUCAGAAUUGGAAUCGUACAGAGAAGAUAA